Molecule: messenger RNA, 1589 nt
Organism: Caenorhabditis sp. 36 PRJEB53466
Lineage: Eukaryota; Metazoa; Nematoda; Chromadorea; Rhabditida; Rhabditidae
Source: the annotation of a GenBank genome assembly
AUGAGAGUUCGCAUUCUCCUGCUUACAUCAGCCUUCCUCACAAGCACAUUGGCCAAUGGGCCACUUACCUACGCGGAGAACGACGAGCGAUUGGAGAAGUGCGGAAGACAGUUCCUCAGUGAGUUCAGGACUCGAAAGAGUUUCGGCAACACUUUGGCAUAUUUUAAGAUUACCAAACUGGGACCGGCAUUAACUAUGAUAAGACUGUGCUGGAUUCCGAUAUCAAGCACCUCUGGCUCGUCGGCGUUUCCAGUCAAUGUAAGCGCGGAGACUGUGGGACACCUAAGCGGAUGCGGUCUUUUCAGACUCUCCCACCCAUGCCCAUCGGACUAACAUGUCCUUGGGGAGUAUUAUCUCGAAAAGACACGUCAUCACUUCGUCGCAAGUAGUGAUCGGCACAAAUGUGACAAACGAGACACUUGUUUGGGCGUACAAUGGAGAAGCUGUCAAUCCGACGGGCGAGGAUUGCGACGAAAGAGGGAACAUGCCGGUGCCUAAAGAAGUGACCGAGUUGCUAGUCUUAAGGGCAAUGUGGUGUGAGGGUGAAACGUUGGCUUGCAAAUAUAAAAGCUUCGCAGUGGAGAGGGUACGGUAGCUGAGGAGGCCUCGCAGACACCCUCCUCGUUGUUACUCGUUCAGGCGUGGAUUCUGAACUUGUGCGGGAGAGAGAGAAGCUACCACAAAGAGGCGUCGCCGUUUCUGCUCGAACUGAAAGCCGACGAAGAAGAGAUCAAGUAUCCGUGUCUGAUCAAUGCCUCGACCGUUUUACCCAAAUUGUCUAGAGUGGACGCUUUCGGAUUGUUAUAUAAGCAGGAAAUGCACAGAGUAACUAUGUAUGCAAAAAAUGCGGCGGUACGGAUUUAUUUUCUUGUUUCGCUCUUGUUCUAACUUUUCGGUUCACAGAUUCAUUCUUUCACGGAUGAUAAGAAAUUUAUGAUAUUGACCGAUCAUCAACGCUUGUCCUUCGGGGACCGAGGAGGUCCUUUGAUCAGAAAUGAUAGUGAAACUGUGAUACUAGUGGGGAUCAACGCAGAUGGUCUGUCAGAGUACCUGUUUUCAAAGAAAAAAUGACCGUACUUUUAGGUGCUUUGCUGUACCCCAGAACCUACUAUUGGGAUUUGAGGCUCAUACAAGAGGAUUUUAAGAGAUUCGCUGGAAUCCAUAACGAAUUCAAAGGCCAGCCGCCGAGCUCCACUUCGACUGCUCUUCCGUCCACUUCUACGCCUUCCUCAACUGUUGCUCCUCCGCCCGACACGACGACCUUCCUUCCUACUUCGACUGCUCCGCCGCCCGUCCCAUCCGCUCCCUCGACUCUCGCUCCUCCGCCCGUCCCUUCGGAUCCCCCGACUGUCGCUGCUCCACCACCGACCACUCCGCAACCGACCGAACCAGUCAACCAGUCAACCAAAUCAACCAAACAGACGAAAUCUGCACCGAAAGAGCCCGCGAAGGCUACUGACGUCCCGCGAAAAGAAGGAAACGACGGAGAGAAAGAGAGUGACGAUCUGUUCGUUUCCGAGGAAUUCCUGAAUAAGAGCACAGCGAAAAGUGUCCUGAUCCUUUUCGCUUUGAGUUUUCUGAUCCAAUAA